AUUUCUUUCAAAAGAAAAAAGUAGAGUAUUUAUUCCCUAUAGAUAGAUAGAUUAGUGACUAUAACAACCAAUGAGAAAAAGAAGUAGAGCAAUGAAAAUGUCUUCAAACAAGAAUUAACAAAGAGUAGCAAGCAAUUUUGAAAGAAAAAAAAAAAAACUCACCCUCCCACUCGAUCAUCCUCAUUGCUGUUACUCAUCGGCGUUGGUGGUAGGUAGUUACUACUUACUGCCGCCUCCCACCACCCACCACCCAACCAACGUGACAAUACCCGCCACUCCUUCCGAUAAACCCCUAACCCUAAUUUGAGACAAAUAACAAUGUGGCCAGCUAGUAUUACUUCUACUCCUAACCCUUCCUUCUUCCUAUUUCUUCCCUCUAUCAACACCAAAACCAAACCCUCUCUUUUUCAUCCUCACAUUUUCAAUCCAUCUCCCACUCUAUGCCGUUCUGUUUCUUCCGAUUUCAACGGCUGGGACCACCUCGAUGCACCCGUCCGCCCCACUACCACCAAUGACAAAGGUCGUUUCUAUGCUGCUGCUGCUGCUUUUUUAGGCGUUGGAACUUCCAUGGCUAUUCUUCUUGCCACUCUCUCCCUGUCUAGAAAAGGUUUCAAGAUUCAAUUUACAAGCCCGUUGCAAGGAAUGUGGAGUACUACUACUAAUUGUGAUCAAAACGAAGCUGUUGAGUUUGAUGAAUCCAAUGAGGACGCCGCUGUGGCAGUUACACAAACUGUUACGUCUGAAGCUACUGAAAAGCCAGGACGAGUUACAGUCCCUGUUUCAGUGGAUUCCACCCAAGAAGAAGCAUUGUCAAUCUUAAAGAAGUUGAAGAUAAUUGAAGAUGAUGCAGAAGCUAAUGAAUUGUGUACCAGAAGAGAAUUUGCGAGAUGGCUUGUUAAAUUAAAUUCGUGUUUGGAAAGAAAUCCAAAACACAGGAUUGCAACAAUUGUAUCCCUGUCUGGCCUUAUAGUUACUGCAUUUGAUGAUAUCAAUGUUGAUGACCCAGAUUUUCAAUAUAUUCAAGUCUUAGCAGAAGCCGGUGUGGUCCCCAGCAAAUUAUCUUGGCAAAAUAGUUCAAAUGGUUAUGGAUCUGACUACAAAGAAGGCAUAUAUUUUUUUCCUGAUAGAUUCGUUUCACGACAAGAUUUAAUGGAAUGGAGAACUCCAUUGGAAUAUGGAUUUUUCUCUGCGAUAAUUGACCAGGUAUCAAUUAAAAAAGCAGGUUAUAUGGAUGUGAAAGAUACAACAUCUCCAGGAGUUUAUUUGGACAUGUUGGCGGGAGAUAGUAGUAUACUCAGAAAAGUUUUUGGACAGAGUAAGCGCUUUCAGCCACACAAACCUUCAACAAAAGCACAAGCAGCUGUGGCUCUGACAAGUGGCAGGAUGAAAGAAGCAAUAUCUGCUGAAAUUACAAGAUUAGAAGCUGAGAAUUCUGCCAGGCGAGAUGAGGCAGAAGAGAUCAGAUCCGAGCUGCUUAGCCGAGGACACAUACAGAAGUUUUGGGAUGCGAAGCUUAGUGAAGAGAAAAAUCACGGUUCUGAUGUAGAGAGGCUUUACCUUGAGGCAGUAAAUAAUUUGGUGGAAGAGAAGAUCAAUCAAGAAAAGAUAAAUGCUGAAUGUUUAAAAGAACAGGCAGCAAUGGAUUGUCAGAAGCAGAUGCUACUUAGUUUGAAAAAAGAAGUUGAUGAGGUAUCAGAGAAGCUUGCCUCCGAGAGAGUCAUAUAUGUAGAUGAAAAACAAACUGUACAGAAGUUACUCAGAGAUUUAGAGUUCAAGUAUGAACAAAUUCUUGACACCAAAUCCACACUGGAAGCUGAGAAAGAAGCUCUUCAGAUGCUUAGAACUUGGGUGGAGGACGAGGCAAGAAGAAGCCAAGCUCGUGCUGCUGUUCUUGCAGAGGUAGGACGAAGAUGGAAAUGGGAUGACCAAGCUUGAAUGUAGGCAGGCAUGUACCUUAACUGUAAAUUGCUAUAUUUUCAUGUACCAAAAGCAUAAAUCUUCCGGCUAUGAUGCUAUUUGGUAUGGUCUUUCAAUGAGAAAAGUAAAGGAUUGAAGCUCAUGAUAGCCUCAACCUUCGUUUUGUAUUUGUGGAAUAAUUUGAAUUUGAUACCAUAGUGAAGGUAAUAAUAGAACAAUAUAUUGUAAGCUAAGUUGAAA
This is a messenger RNA of Trifolium pratense (red clover), 2157 nucleotides long. RefSeq lists its product as uncharacterized. Lineage: Eukaryota; Viridiplantae; Streptophyta; Magnoliopsida; Fabales; Fabaceae. The record is from RefSeq and is a predicted model, not a curated record. The transcript is spliced from 10 exons. Bases 319 to 1935 code for a protein of 538 amino acids.